Messenger RNA from Cladophialophora bantiana CBS 173.52, 1980 nucleotides. RefSeq lists its product as uncharacterized. The coding region runs from base 1 to 1980 and encodes 659 amino acids. Lineage: Eukaryota; Fungi; Ascomycota; Eurotiomycetes; Chaetothyriales; Herpotrichiellaceae. The record is from RefSeq and is a predicted model, not a curated record. Gene Ontology annotation, biological process: formation of translation preinitiation complex; translational initiation. The transcript has a single exon. Gene Ontology annotation, molecular function: translation initiation factor activity.
AUGUUCAAGAAGAAACCUCAGAUCAAGAACCUCUCGCCCCUCCGAUCUUCUGAUCGGCGCAAACUCGCCGACCAGAUCAUCGCCGACUACCAAGUACAUGUGCCUACCCUGGAAGAGAUCGAUCCCACUGCAGCCACGGCAGAGAACCCACCGCCUUCCUCGAUCCAUCAUCCUACCCCGGCACUCACCUCCGUCCGCACGAGCCUUGUUCCUGAGACAUGCCUCUCCGCGCGCUUCACAACUCACGCCGGACCCAAUGCAACAUUAGUGUCGGGGACAGUGUAUGUGGGUGCUCAUCCUGGCCAAGAAGAGAGGAUAUUAUGGAUUCAAUAUGGGAAAGAUUCGAGGCUAUAUCCAACCGUGUAUACGCUGUGGCAUAACCCGGGCAUAGUUCCCUUACUACACACGCAAGAUUUUGUCGUCGAGAAACUCCGCACCGGGGCUGACCUGAUGACGCCCGGGCUCGUUGGUGGACCACCGUGGCCUGAGUCUGCCAAAACGGGAUCAGUUGUUGCUGUCGCCGGCUUGAAGAAGCCUACUGUGCCUCUUUGGGUGGGCAUAUGUAAGAUCGACAUCUCGAGUUUAAGUCGGGUGCAAGGAGCGAAAGGAGCCGCCGUGGAGGGGGUACACUGGGAGGGAGACGAGAUUUGGAGUUGGAGCCAGUUUGGAAGUGGAGGCCGAGCUGCUCCGGAGAUGAUAGAUGGAUGGGAAUUCCCGUCCGGCGACAUACAAGAUGGAGUGGAAAGGCUUGACCUGACAGCAAGCGAUGAGGAUGAAGAUGCUCAAGAAGAGGGCGGUGUCAACCUCGACACUUCAAGGGGCGAGGCUCAAAACGGGAGCCAUGCCGAUAAUGGAUCGGAGGAGGCUCACGAGGAUGAAGCAGAAGCCGAAAAAGAACCAUCCACCGCCGAAGUCGAUGAGGCAUUUGUACAAGCAUUCAUCUACGCGCUCUAUGACGCCAAAAAAGCCGCCGAUCCUCCACAUCACGGGCUCGACUUUCCUAUUCAGCCGUCAUUCGUGAUAUCGAAUAUGGUACAACCACAUCUACGCUUUCAGAACCAACACUAUACGAUCAAGAAAACUUCUUGGAAAAACACCAAGAAGUUUAUCAAGCAUCUAGAGAAACAGGUGCUGGUCAAAUCCAAAGAUCGGAAUGGUGGGGAGACGGUGAUUUUGGAUGUCGAUUUCGAUGACCACCGAGUCGUCAACUUUGAACCCUACAAACUACCGAAGCAAAAAGCCCAGACGUCAACAGGCGGCGUGGACACCACACAGCCUUCGGCCAGCGGAGCCGAUACCUCCCUCGGGCAGAAACUCACAUUGCAAACCAUCUAUCGGGCUUCCCACAAACUGGUUCCUGACCUCAUCCCCUCUAAAACCACAUACUACACAUCCUCGCAGAUCUCCUCCUUCCUCAAAAAGUACAUCGAAAACGACCCAACACUGACGGAAAACACAUCAUCCGCCCGCUUCAUCAAACUCGACCCUUUUAUCUCCAAUAACAUCCUUGGCUCGAACCCUACUGCCACCGACACACGCGUCCUGGCAGCGGGAGAGAUCGCCCGCGACGCUCUCCUCAAACGUAUCCUCGAAGACACCCACCUCUGCAUCCCACACUGGCUUCUGCUCCGCAACUCACAAACCUACGACGCCGACUCGCCCGAUCCGGCAUUGAAGCCCAAACCCGGUCCGCCUCCGCAAGUCACCAUCGUGGUCGAGAAACGCUCGGGUACGAAGGUCGUGACCAAGAUAUCGGGCCUGGAGGUCUUCGGCAUCAACCCGCACAUACUGGGCCCGGAGCUGCAGAAGAAAUGCGCGGGAUCCGCGAGCGUGGGCCAGUUGGUCGGCGGGAAACCUGGCAUGAUGGAGAUUCUCGUGCAGGGCGAUCAGAGGGACGUGGUUGAGAAGGAAAUGGGCCGGAGGGGCGUGGAUAAGAGGUGGAUCAGCGUCGAGGACAAGACGAAAAAGAAGAAGAAAUGA